Messenger RNA from Anopheles bellator, 1084 nucleotides. It is a transcript of the gene Sld5, whose product is annotated as DNA replication complex GINS protein SLD5. Lineage: Eukaryota; Metazoa; Arthropoda; Insecta; Diptera; Culicidae. The transcript has 2 exons. The coding region runs from base 52 to 726 and encodes 224 amino acids. The record is from RefSeq and is a predicted model, not a curated record. Gene Ontology annotation, cellular component: GINS complex. Gene Ontology annotation, biological process: DNA-templated DNA replication; double-strand break repair via break-induced replication.
CACAAAGCGGUGCUCGUGCUCUUAACGUGUUUAAGUUAAAUUUUCAACGAAAUGGACACCAGCAACUUAGCAUCGGAAACGAACGGCGCUUCCGAAGACGUCGACCACGAAGCUGAGGAAGACGAUGAAAUACAAAUGUCUUCACAGGAGGUUUUGGAAUCGCUUCAACGGGCGUGGAUAAACGAAAAGUUUGCCCCCGAUUUGCUGCCGUACGAAGAAUCGUUGGUCGAAAUGGUCAUGAUUCAGUUGGUGCACAUGGAAGAGAACCUUGCGUCGACCAACAAGAACGAUCUGCUGUACAUCGUGCACCGCAUGGAAGUGGAACGGAUUCGGUUCAUUGUGGCGUCCUACCUGCGGUGUCGGUUGCAGAAAAUCGAAACAUACGCUUCGCACAUCCUCGACACGGAUUCUGCCCGGCCGUCCGACGCUAAACGGUUGUCGGACGCAGAGCACAAGUUUGCCGUAGACUUUCACGAGAGUGUCGAAAACCAUUUCUAUCAGCUAGUCGUGCGGCAUAUGCCGCAGAAUCACCAAGACGACGAACGGAUUCGCCGCGUGGUACCGAACGUAGAUGGGCACGUUUUCGCUCGGGCCAGAAAAAACAUUGGCGAGUAUUCUCUAGCUGGCGGAGAGCAUUCGCUGAAUAUAAAAUCUGGUUCGGUACAUUUGUUUAAAUACCGUGACAUAGAACCAUUGAUAGUAGACGGUCUGUUGGAGCUGAUUUGAAAUAGUGCACUGUUCCAUUAUUGUGAUUGUUGGAAACUCGUUUGCUUUGUAGUGGUUUUUGGCGUUGCUAUGGUAACACUUGAGUGCGACGUAGAAAUCGCGUCAACGCGUUUAACCUUCAAAGCGUUGCGAAGGAUCCAUCGUUGGAUGCAGAUUAGUCAAUAAUAAAACAGGGGAAAAGCGAAUCCCGUUAUCAGUGGUGUAACUGGAAGCACGUGCCUGCGCCAUGUCCAGCAAAUGGCAUCAUAAUUUUCCGAAAAUUGCUCGCGAAGCAGGCUUUACGAUUCGCGAGCUUUCGAUCGGACACUGUAUCGACUGGAGAUUUGUUGGUAAACAUAAUAAACAUAGUUACGCUUCU